This is a messenger RNA of Myotis brandtii (Brandt's bat), 6061 nucleotides long. It is a transcript of the gene ARHGEF10L, whose product is annotated as Rho guanine nucleotide exchange factor (GEF) 10-like. The record is from RefSeq and is a predicted model, not a curated record. Gene Ontology annotation, biological process: positive regulation of stress fiber assembly; SREBP signaling pathway; actin cytoskeleton organization. Gene Ontology annotation, molecular function: protein binding; guanyl-nucleotide exchange factor activity. The transcript has 32 exons. NCBI's taxonomy places the organism in Eukaryota, Metazoa, Chordata, Mammalia, Chiroptera, Vespertilionidae. Gene Ontology annotation, cellular component: cytosol. The coding region runs from base 126 to 3869 and encodes 1247 amino acids.
CUCCCUGAGAGUUCAGGUGUGAUAAACUCCUGGAACAGGGGGGCUGAGCAUGAUCCUGGUUUUGGGGGCUGGAGCUUCAUCCGCGAGCGGCUGGGACGGUGCUGGUCUGAGCUGGACUUUGUCUGAUGGCUUCCUCCAGUCCUCCUCCACACGCUGCUACAGGAGAUCAGCUGGUUCCUGGAGGAGGCCUAGGCCCCUCCCCAGAGGCGGAGGACGACCCUGGAGAGCCCUUUGAGUUUGACGACAGUGACGAUGACGAGGACACCAGUGCUGGCCUGGGCGUGCCAGGCGUUGCUCCAGAGGACACAGACGCCCCACUGAUCCAUUUGGACGCGGCCCCUGUCGCGGACCCAGACCCAGCGGCCUCCCCGCCCCAGACACAGGUGCCGGCUGUGGUGAGCAAUGGAGAUGCUGUGGACACAGCUUUGUCCGGGGUCCGGCGCUCCAGCUGGAAGCGGAAGAGUUCCCGUCGAAUCGACCGCUUCACUUUCCCCGCCCUGGAUGAAGAUGUGAUUUAUGACGACGUCCCGUGUGAGAACCUGGAUGCCCGUCAGCCCGGGGCGGAGAGGAGCCUGCUGUACGAGGAUGUGCGCCAGGACGGGGCGCCCAGGGAGGCCGAGGACCUAGGCUGGAGCUCCAGCGAGUUUGAGAGCUACAGCGAGGACUCCGGAGAGGAGGCCAAGCCGGAGGCGGAGCCCGCCAGGCACCGAGUGUCCUUCCAGCCCAAGCUUUCUCCAGACCUGACUAGGCUAAAGGAGAGAUACGCCAGGACUAAGAGAGACAUCUUGGCUUUAAGAGUUGGGGGGAGAGACAUGCAGGAGCUGAAGCACAAGUACGAUUGUAAGAUGACCCAGUUCAUGAAGGCCGCCAGGAGCGGGACCAAGGACGGGCUGGAGAAGACGAGGAUCGCCGUCCUGCGUAAAGUGUCCUUCCUGCACAGGAAAGACGUCCUCGGUGACUCGGAGGACGAGGACAUGGGGCUCCUGGAGGUCAGCGUCACGGACAUCAAGCCCCCAGCCCCGGAGCUGGGCCCCAUGCCCGAUGGCCUGAGCCCUCAGCAGGUGGUCCGGAGGCACAUCCUGGGCUCCAUCGUGCAGAGCGAAGGCAGCUACGUGGAGUCUUUGAAACGGGUCCUCCAGGAUUACCGCAACCCUCUGGUGGAGAUGGAGCCCAAGGCGCUGAGCCUCCGCAAGUGCCAGGUGGUGUUCUUCCGCGUGAAGGAGAUCCUGCACUGCCACUCCAUGUUCCAGAUCGCCCUGUCCUCCCGCGUGGCCGAGUGGGACGCCUCCGAGAAGAUCGGGGACCUCUUCGUGGCUUCGUUCUCCAAGUCCAUGGUGCUCGACGUGUACAGCGACUACGUGAACAACUUCACCAACGCCAUGUCCAUCAUCAAGAAGGCCUGUCUCACCAAGCCCGCCUUCCUCGAGUUCCUCAAGCGGCGGCAGGUGUGUAGCCCCGACCGCGUCACGCUCUACGGGCUGAUGGUGAAGCCCAUCCAGAGGUUCCCGCAGUUCAUCCUCCUGCUUCAGGACAUGCUGAAGAACACCCCCAGGGGCCACCCGGACAGGCUCUCGCUGCAGCUGGCCCUCACGGAGCUGGAGACGCUGGCCGAGAAGCUCAAUGAGCAGAAGCGGCUCGCUGACCAGGUGGCCGAGAUCCAGCAGCUGACCAAGAGCGUCAGCGACCGCAGCAGCCUCAACAAGCUGUUGACCUCGGGCCAGAGGCAGCUGCUCCUCUGUGAGACGCUGACGGAGACGGUGUACGGUGACCGCGGGCAGCUGAUCAAGUCCAAGGAGCGCAGGGUCUUCCUGCUCAACGACAUGCUGGUCUGCGCCAACAUCAACUUCAAGCCUGCCAACCACAGGGGCCAGCUGGAGAUCAGCAGCCUGGUGCCCCUGGGGCCCAAGUACGUGGUGAAGUGGAACACGGCACUGCCCCAGGUGCAGGUGGUGGAGGUGGGCCAGGAGGGCGGCUCCUACGACAAGGACAAUGUGCUCAUCCAGCACGCCGGCGCCAAGAAGGCCUCUGCCUCGGGCCAGGCUCAGAGUAAGGUGUACUUCGGUCCCCCGCGACUCUUCCAGGAGCUGCAGGACCUGCAGAAGGACCUGGCCGUGGUGGAGCAGAUCACCCUCCUCAUCAGCACGCUGCACGGCACCUACCAGAACCUGAACAUGACCGUGGCUCAAGACUGGUGCCUGGCCCUGCAGAGGCUGAUGCGGGUGAAGGAGGAGGAGAUCCAAUCGGCCAACAAGUGCCGCCUCCGGCUCCUGCUUCCCGGGAAACCUGACAAGUCUGGCCGUCCCAUCAGCUUCAUGGUGGUCUUCAUCACCCCCAACCCCCUGAGCAAGAUCUCCUGGGUCAACAGGUUGCACCUGGCCAAGAUUGGACUCCGAGAGGAGAACCAGCCAGGCUGGCGAUGUCCGGACGAGGACAAGAAGAGCAAAGCCCCGUUCUGGUGCCCAACCCUGGCCUGCUGCAUCCCCGCCUUCUCCUCGCGGGGCCUCAGCCUGCAGCUUGGGGCUCUGGUCCACAGUCCUGUCAGCUCUCCCCUGCUGGGCUUCUCGGCGGUCAGCACCUCCCUUCCACAGGGCUACCUCUGGGUUGGGGGAGGUCAGGAGGGCGCAGGAGGCCAGGUCGAGAUCUUUUCCCUGAACCGGCCCUCACCCCGCACGGUCAAGUCCUUCCCGCUGGCGGCCCCCGUGCUCUGCAUGGAGUACAUUCCUGAGCCGGAGGAAGGGGAGAGUGGGGAUGGAGACAAAGACGAGAGCCACACGGCUGCUGACCCCUCCUCUGCGGUGCAUCCGACCAUCUGCCUGGGGCUCCAGGAUGGCAGCAUCCUGAUCUACAGCAGCGUGGACACGGGCACCCAGUGCCUGGCGACCUGCAGGAGCCCAGGCCUGCAGCCCGUGCUCUGCCUGCGACACAGCCCCUUCCACCUGUUUGCCGGCCUGCAGGACGGGACCCUCGCCGCCUACCCUCGGACCAGCGGAGAUGUGCCCUGGGACCUGGAGAGCCCUCCCGUGUGCCUGACAGUGGGGCCAGGGCCCAUCCGCACCCUGCUGAGCCUGGAGGACGCCGUGUGGGCCAGCUGUGGGCCUCGGGUCACGGUCCUGGACGCCACCAGCUUGCAGACUCAGCAAAGCUUCGAGGCGCACCAGGAUGAGGCCGUGAGCGUGACGCACAUGGUGAAGGCGGGCAGCGGCGUCUGGAUGGCCUUCUCCUCCGGCUCCUCCAUCCGCCUCUUCCACACGGAGACGCUGGAGCACCUGCAAGAGAUCAACAUCGCCACCAGGACCACCUUCCUCCUGCCAGGCCAGAAGCAUGUGUGCGUCACCAGCCUCCUGAUCUGCCAGGGUCUGCUCUGGGUGGGCACCGACCAGGGUGUCAUCGUCCUGCUGCCCGUGCCUCGGCUGGAAGGCAUCCCCAAGAUCACAGGGAAAGGCAUGGUCUCCCUCAACGGUCACUGCGGGCCUGUGACCUUCCUGGCCGUGGCUACCAGCAUCUUGGCCCUGGACAUCCUACGGAGUGACCAGGAGGAGGCCGAGGGCCCCAGGGCCGAGGAGGACAAGCCGGACGGGCAGGCUCCUGAGCCAGCGCCCGCGCCCUCCAGCCACGUGGCCUCCGCCCUGGAGCACAGCGAGGAGGACGGCUCCAUCUACGAGAUGGCUGACGACCCUGACGUCUGGGUGCGCAGUCGGCCCUGCGCCCGCGAUGCCCACCGCAAGGAGAUCUGCUCCGUGGCCAUCAUCUCCGGCGGGCUGGGCUACCGGAACUUCGGCAGCGCCUCGGGUGUGGGCGGGAGGCCGGCCUCCUGCGGGGAGAUGGACAGCACCCUCCUCAUUUGGCAGGUGCCCUUGUUGACGCUAUAGCCCCCACCCAGGGAGCACAGCUGCAGCCGUGCCCCGCUCUCAGCCUGCGUGGGAUCUUCAGCCAGCCAGGGCCCCGGGAAUGUGGGUGGAAUCGCCUUCCAGGGACCUGCCCAGGGCUGUGUGGAGGGGCCUGGGUCUCUAGUAACAACCCCAGGUAGACAGGCCUGAGACUCUAGUAACUACCCAGGUGGAGGGGCCUGGGUCUGUAGUUACUACCCCAGGUGGAUGGGCCUGGGUCUGUAGUUACUACCCCAGGGGUACAGGCCUGGGUCUCUAAUAACUACCCAGGAGGAGAGGCCUGGGUCUGUAAUAACUACCCAGGUGGAUGGGCCUGGGUCUGUAGUAACUACCCAGGGGGACAGGCCUGGGUCUGUAGUUACUACCCAGGGGGACAGGCCUGGGUCUGUAGUAACUACCCCAGGUGGACGGUCCUGGGUCUCUAGUAACUACCCAGGUGGACAGGCCUGGGUCUCUAAUAACUACCCAGGUGGAGGGGCCUGGGUCUGUAGUAGUUACUACCCCAGGUGGACAGGCCUGGGUCUCUAGUAACUACCCCAAGUGGAUGGGCCUGGGUCUCUAGUAACUAGCCAGGUGGACGGGCCUGAGUCUCUAGUAACUACCCCAGGGGGACGGGCCUGGGUCUCUAAUAACUAGCCAGGGGGACGGGCCUGGGUCUCUAGUAACUUCCCCAGGGGGACGGGCCUGGGUCUCUAGUAACUUCCCCAGGGGGACGGGCCUGGGUCUCUAGUAACUUCCCCAGGGGGACGGGCCUGGGUCUCUAGUAACUUCCCCAGGGGGACGGGCCUGGGUCUCUAGUAACUUCCCCAGGGGGACGGGCCUGGGUCUCUAGUAACUUCCCCAGGGGGACGGGCCUGGGUCUCUAGUAACUUCCCCAGGGGGACGGGCCUGGGUCUCUAGUAACUUCCCCAGGGGGACGGGCCUGGGUCUCUAGUAACUUCCCCAGGGGGACGGGCCUGGGUCUCUAGUAACUACCCAGGUGGAGGGGCCUGAGUCUCUAGUUACUAUCCGAGGCGGAGGGGCCUGGGUCUCUAAUAACUAGCCAGGUGGACGGGCCUGGGUCUCUAAUAACUACCCAGGGGGACGGGCCUGGGUCUCUAGUAACUACCCUAGGGGGAGGGGCCUAGGUCUCUAGUUACUGCCCCUGGUGGACAGGCCUGGGUCUCUAGUAACUACCCCAGGGGCACGGGCCUGGUUCUCUAGUAACUACCCCAGGUGGAUGGGCCUGGGUCUCUAGUAACUACCCAGGGGGACGGGCCUGAGUCUCUAGUUACUAUCCGAGGCGGAGGGGCCUGGGUCUCUAAUAACUAGCCAGGGGGACGGGCCUGGGGCUCUAAUAACUACCCAGGGGGACGGGCCUGGGUCUCUAGUAACUACCCUAGGGGGAGGGGCCUAGGUCUCUAGUUACUGCCCCUGGUGGACAGGCCUGGGUCUCUAGUAACUACCCCAGGGGCACGGGCCUGGUUCUCUAGUAACUACCCCAGGUGGAUGGGCCUGGGUCUCUAGUAACUACCCAGGGGGACGGGCCUGAGUCUCUAGUUACUAUCCGAGGCGGAGGGGCCUGGGUCUCUAAUAACUAGCCAGGGGGACGGGCCUGGGGCUCUAAUAACUACCCAGGGGGACGGGCCUGGGUCUCUAGUAACUACCCCAGGGGCACGGGCCUGGUUCUCUAGUAACUACCCAGGGGGACGGGCCUGAGUCUCUAGUUACUAUCCGAGGUGGAGGGGCCUGGGUCUCUAGUUACUACCCAUGUGGACAGGCUGGGUCUCUAGUAACCACCCAGGUGGACAGGCCUGAUCUCUAGUAACUGUCUUGGCUGAGCAGAGGAAGACCUCUUCCUUUUAAAACAAGAUAAAAUUUAGAGUUUGGGGGAGGGGCUUGGGUUUGUGGAGAGGGAAGAAUCCUCUGGAGGAAAUGGCUUUUUUAAAAAAACAAAACACAAAACCUCACAACUGCCUGACAAGCCCAGCGCCUCUUGUCCGGGCCGAGCGGGGCUCAGAGGCGGCCCGCGCCCCUCCUGGAAGGGCGUGAGCGUGUGCGUGUAUGAGAGCGUGUGGGCUGGUGUGUGAAUAUAUAUAAAUACGUAUAUAUGGUGUAUAUUAUCUGUGUAUAAAUAAAGUCUGUACAUAUUGGAGCUCUGGGAGAUGCUGGAAUAAAAGGCGAGAAUAACAUCG